Zeugodacus cucurbitae (melon fly) is the source of this 739-nucleotide messenger RNA. RefSeq lists its product as uncharacterized. The transcript has 2 exons. The record is from RefSeq and is a predicted model, not a curated record. The coding region runs from base 196 to 504 and encodes 102 amino acids. Lineage: Eukaryota; Metazoa; Arthropoda; Insecta; Diptera; Tephritidae.
UUGAUAUAGGCUGACUUCAUAAACGCAGUUUGCAAUGCAACAUUGAAAUGCCUAGUGUUCAUAAACGUCAUUAGCAUAUUUUUGGCAUUGCCGUGUGUUCACUAUCGCCUGGCAACCCUUUCUGAUGCGCAACAGUUGUCAAAUUUGUGCAUCUGUUUUAUUUUGGAUGCUUUUUGGAUUUUUGCGGUAAUUGAAAUGGCUGAGACAUCUGAAAAGAAGUGGAGCCAUGAAAGGAAAAAGCUCCUUUUGGAAGUGCGUCUACGCCAUGAACCGGAUUUUUGUGCCAAAAAAAAGAAAAGGAGUGCUAUUUGGGAGCAAAUAAUGCGGGAGAUUAAGGAGGUCGAGGGCACAUUUCCCUUUUCAAGAGAUGAAGCAACCAGAUGUUUUAUAAAUCUAAUGGGCACAUACAAAAGAAUUAAGAAACGCAAUAACACAUCUGGCGAGAGUUCCACGAACUGGGAAUUUUUCGAUGUCAAAAAAUUGCGGUGGAGAAGGAGAAAGUAGCUGAGCUGAAGGAAAUCCGUGCCUUAUUUCAGAGAAUUGUAGACAGGUCUCAAUAAGUUUUCCAUUUCUUGUUCACCUUAACAGAUUAAAAUCUUUUUAGAUAAAUACAAACAAAAUAGAAUACAAACAAAAUACAUAUGUAUUUAUUGUUGUAAUUGAUCUCAUGAAAAAGCGAUAUAAUAAAAAAGUAUUAUUUAUAAAAAGUAUUUUUAAUUGAAAAAGCAAAAGCAAAGAG